Messenger RNA from Boleophthalmus pectinirostris (great blue-spotted mudskipper), 2579 nucleotides. It is a transcript of the gene uxs1, whose product is annotated as UDP-glucuronate decarboxylase 1. Gene Ontology annotation, cellular component: cytoplasm. Gene Ontology annotation, biological process: D-xylose metabolic process. The transcript is spliced from 16 exons. NCBI's taxonomy places the organism in Eukaryota, Metazoa, Chordata, Actinopteri, Gobiiformes, Gobiidae. The record is from RefSeq and is a predicted model, not a curated record. The coding region runs from base 200 to 1456 and encodes 418 amino acids. Gene Ontology annotation, molecular function: NAD+ binding; UDP-glucuronate decarboxylase activity.
AGCCAAUCAAACACAGAGUAAUCGCUCCUCUACUGUUCAUUCUGCCACAGAGAAGAGCUGCUGCCAUAUCCUGUUGAAUGCUGCUAAAAUGAGCUUCAAUUCCAUGUUCUGUUGGGACUCUGGGCCGAAGACAAAAUGUACUAGUUGGACGUGAAGGGGCAGCGUGUCGGCGACCUGGUCCAGUUGUAUUGAUCGGAGGAUGAAGCGGGUCUUCUGGCUCAUAACAGGAAUAAACAGAAGAAUUAUGAAGCUCCUUUUUGCUCUCGCCUUGAUCGCCUACAUUGCCUCUGUCUGGGGGACAUACACAAACAUGAGAUCAAUACAAGAAAAUGGAGAAGUCAAGAUUGAGCAGCGAAUCGAAGAAGUUGUGGGUCCUCUGAGAGACAAGAUACGUGAUCUGGAACAGAGUUUUUCUCAGAAAUAUCCUCCAGUGAAGUUCUUGUCGGAAAAAGAUCGAAAACGGAUUUUGAUCACUGGUGGCGCUGGAUUUGUUGGGUCACACCUGACUGACAAACUGAUGAUGGACGGACAUGAGGUGACUGUCGUGGACAACUUCUUCACAGGCAGAAAACGCAAUGUGGAGCACUGGAUCGGCCACGAAAACUUUGAACUGAUCAAUCAUGAUGUGGUGGAACCUCUUUAUAUUGAAGUGGACCAGAUCUAUCACUUGGCCUCUCCUGCAUCACCUCCUAACUACAUGUACAACCCCAUUAAAACACUCAAGACAAACACAAUUGGCACCCUGAACAUGCUCGGUUUAGCAAAACGUGUUGGUGCAAGGCUCCUCCUCGCUUCCACCUCUGAGGUGUACGGUGACCCAGAGGUUCAUCCCCAGAAUGAAGAAUACUGGGGUCACGUGAACCCCAUUGGCCCUCGGGCUUGCUAUGACGAGGGGAAGCGCGUCGCAGAGACUAUGUGCUAUGCAUACAUGAAGCAGGAGGGAGUGGAGGUGAGGGUGGCCAGGAUUUUCAACACUUUUGGCUCUCGAAUGCACAUGAACGAUGGGCGCGUGGUCAGCAACUUCAUCCUGCAGGCUUUACAGGGAGAACCACUCACUGUGUAUGGUACUGGCUCACAAACAAGAGCUUUCCAGUAUGUAAGUGAUCUGGUGAAUGGGCUGGUGCUGUUGAUGAACAGUAACAUCAGUAGCCCUGUCAAUCUGGGCAACCCAGAGGAGCACACUAUAUUGGAGUUUGCUCAGCUUAUCAAAAGCCUUGUCGUGAGUCGCAGUCAGAUCCAGUUUCUUCCGGAGGCUCAGGACGACCCACAAAGGCGAAGACCUGAUAUCCGCAAAGCCAAGAUGCUGCUAGGCUGGGAACCCGUGGUGCCGCUGGAGGAAGGCCUGAAUAAAACCAUUCAGUAUUUCAACCGAGAAUUGGAGCACCAGGCCAACAAUCAGUACAUCCCCAAACCUAAAGCUGCACGCAUGAAGAAAGGUCGGCCGCGACACAACUGACUCUAACCAUCUGUAAACAGGGAUGGUUCUGAGCACAAGAAUCUCUGUGAGACAGCUGUGAAGGAGCAGUGCAGGGUCCUGUUUACAAAAAAACAAAACAAUGACUCUGGCAGCACUGCAGCUCCAUCACUGAGGCUGGAAGGAUUGAGACUUAAUAAGAAGAAUAAACCCAAUCAAGCAGCUUUUUUGUGCUUUUGCUAUUUAAAAAAAAGACACUGUACUACUGCGAAGUGAUCCAAAAGACUGUCAAAGAAUCAAGUGGAUGGAUUUAGUUUCAAGUGAAUGAGAUGUUUGAUAUUUUAUGAAACUAUUUAAUGUUUUGUAAUAUAGGGCAAAAGUGAUACCUGUAAAACAUACUUGUAACUGUAGGUAAAAAAGAAGACUCAGUGGUACAAAUACACAUUUGUUUAUUUACAUUUCUGGUGUUUACUUAGUGCCACUACUAUAAGUCAGAAUGUUGUUUGUUUGGGCUGUUUGCGCUGUGGGGUUGGAGGUGAUGGGAGGUGCAGAGUUGCUCUUGUGGCUUUGCUUCUCAAUAGUAGUCAUAGUUGACGUUGGCCCCGUGUCUGUAGGAGGUGUGGUCACGAGGGCCCACAGGGGAGUUCUCGUCAUAAUGGUGCUGUCGGCCCUGGUCAUGUGACCGAGCCUGGUCCAUCCAAUAGGACAGGUCUGCCUCUAGCCUCUGGUGAGGAAAAGACCAGAGUCAGUGGAUACUGUGAGUCUGAAGAUAAGAUCAGAUGGAGGAUGUGGUGCACAUGCUGUGAGACAGGGAAACACGGAACAUGCCUUCGCUCCAGAUGGCUUUAGGUCUGUGGCUAAAAAAGCAGCAGAGCCUGUAUCCUGAGUAUGGAGCUGAUAGAGAAAUGUUCACUGUACACACAUGCAUGUCCUUGGACAAGGCUCUUCAAUUCCUCUUGUUAUCUGCUCUUUUCAUGGUUUGUCAUCUCUGCUGAAAGUGCCCUCUGACCCAGAGGAAGCGGAGGGCUUUGUAUUAAAGGGAAGUGACAUAUAGUGUUCCCUUUUGUAUUUAUUCAUUCAAUCUGUGCCUUUUAGAGAUUAUGUACUAUGUAGACAUUUGUCAAGAAUUUUCUGCCUACCAGAAAUAUAAGUUCCUAAAACAUGA